Molecule: messenger RNA, 487 nt
Organism: Drosophila bipectinata
Lineage: Eukaryota; Metazoa; Arthropoda; Insecta; Diptera; Drosophilidae
Molecular function (GO): protein binding
Source: RefSeq, a predicted model, not a curated record
UUCACCUGUCAGCGAACGAGAUGCACGGAAUUAGUAAACUGACUUUGACCUUGGCCUUGGGCACCUUGCUAUUUUACCUGGGAUUCACAACAGCCCAGGAGGGUGCCCUUUUCCGGUGCAAUGUUCAGUACAAGUGCUCGUCGGAAAAAGAGCUGGUCUGGGCCAUGGCCGACGAGCGGUGCUUUGUCUUUCACAACAGGUGUCUGCUGCAGGUGGAGCAGUGCUCCCGCAACAGCAGCGGCAGGACAGAGCUCAUCGAAACUGACAGGGAGACCUGCAAGCCAAGCUGCACAAAAGUUUGCCUUGACACCUACGAUCCAGUUUGUGCCCAAAUCUUCCAGGAAGACUACAUCACCUUCAGCAAUGAGUGUGAAAUGCGUAACUACAUCUGCUUCAAUGAGCGACCUUACUCCUACUAUGCGAUGGGAGAAUGUGUUGAGCAACCAGUUGGCUAAAAAGUGAAGAUCUUUAAACAAUACUAAGAAUU